AUGUUUGCAAUAUAUUAUAAUCUUACUAAAUGGAAACCGUAUAUUGGAAAUAAACAUGUUAUAGUACGAACAGAUAAUACUGGAACUAUGACAAGUGGAAAAAUACCGCGAAAUACAACUAUUGAAAGAUGGCUUAUAGAAUUACAAGACAUGAAUUAUACUUUGGAACGAAUACCUGGAAAAGACAAUAAUAUAGCAGACUGGUUAUCAAGACAUUUAGGACAAACAAAAGAUUCUGAAGAAGUACUACUGAAACUGAAGAUACAACCAAAACAAGAAUUACGAAAAGAUUAUAAAGAAAAACAAGAAUAA
Molecule: messenger RNA, 312 nt
Organism: Ambispora leptoticha
Lineage: Eukaryota; Fungi; Glomeromycota; Glomeromycetes; Archaeosporales; Ambisporaceae
Source: the annotation of a GenBank genome assembly